This is a messenger RNA of Heterotrigona itama, 1029 nucleotides long. NCBI's taxonomy places the organism in Eukaryota, Metazoa, Arthropoda, Insecta, Hymenoptera, Apidae. The record is from the annotation of a GenBank genome assembly.
AUGUCUGCCAUUCUCGACGCAUGUGGUAAUGAUACCGGAUCUCCCUCGAUAUCAAAGGCUGAGGAUAACUUGUCCAACAGUGACGGGCCACUGAUCAGGGGCUGCGUUCGUCAAAAUAGCUGCAGCAGCGUUCACAUCAGUUCCGAGAACGUUAAUCGAACGACGAUCGUAUCGUCUUACACCAUGUCGGCGUCCAACGAGAAAUUAACGAAACGACGGUACUGCCUGUGGACCUUGACUUUUGUCCUGGCGAUACUCGGGCUUUGUAAUCUGUUCCUAAACAUCACUGUGAUCGCUGUCCUACGAAUCAGUCAAGGAAUGGAAGCAAUGGAAGUGAUACCUGACGAGAAUCUUGUGAAAUUUUAUGGGAAAACCGACUUGGACAGGGUAUGCUUGCAAUCAGGAGUUUGUCAAAGUUAUGGGGACGAGCCGAUGGAGAUAUCCGGCGACGAAGCUGGUGUGCAGAUACACGUGAACAACCAUCGAUUGUACGACGAAACGCGUGCCAAAGUACUGGUUUUAUCGAACGGCACCACUAUGUCGAAAGUAGAAUCGUUCGAGCUGAAGGAUCCGGCCACCGGGAUUGUUUACUUCACUACCGAUUUCCCGAAUUUCGGUUUACCCGCUGGCGUGGAGAAAAUCGAUGUGAAAAUCGCGGAAACACACCGAAUCACAUCGCCGGUUAAUGAAAGUCUCACCGUGAAUUCUGACGAUCAAAUUUCUAUACAGGGCGCAGAAGGCGCCAGCAUGGAGAGCAAAGAUAUCGUCUGGAGCGCCGACACGGAUAUUUUCUUGAAAAGCGUCAACGGAAGCAUCAUCCUCGAUACCAAAGACGGUGUCUCCAUCGACGUAGAAAACAUACCAGUUGCUCCGAUGUUCUUGCAGAAUCCAUCUAGCCACGAACAAUAUAAAGUUUGCAUUUGCAUGCCGCAAGGGAAGCUUUUCAAAGUAGCGAUUCGUGCUAACAGUCGAUCGAUUAACUGCGCUCGUAUCAGUCGAACUCCAGAGAACGAUCCUUGCUUGCGAUAG